UCCUCCAAAGGUGGUCUUGACUUUCCAAAAUGCUGAGUGACACUUCAGAUUUUAACAGCUCAGGCUCUAGGAGUGAAGGUUCUGUCUUUUCAAAGGCCGAGCACAGCGUCAUUGCAGCUUACCUGAUUGUGGCAGGUAUCAUAAGCAUUCUCAGCAACAUGAUAGUCCUGGGCAUCUUCAUCAAGUACAAGGAACUGCGGACGCCCACGAACGCAGUGAUUAUUAACCUGGCUCUCACUGACGUAGGGGUCAGUAGCAUCGGCUAUCCCAUGUCUGCAGCUUCAGAUCUGCAUGGAAGUUGGAAGUUUGGGCAUGCAGGCUGCCAGGUUUACGCAGGACUGAAUAUCUUUUUUGGAAUGGUGAGCAUUGGUUUACUCACGGUCGUAGCUAUGGAUCGGUACUGGACUGUCAGCUGUCCUGGUGGAGGAAGAAGAAUGACCAGCAACACUUACCUCAGCAUGAUCCUGGGCGCCUGGAUCAAUGGCCUGUUUUGGGCUUUGAUGCCCAUCAUAGGGUGGGCUAGUUAUGCCCCGGAUCCUACUGGGGCCACAUGUACCAUAAACUGGAGGAGAAAUGAUAUUUCCUUUGUGUCUUACACCAUGAUGGUCAUUGUGGUGAACUUCCUUGUGCCCUUGACAGUGAUGUUUUACUGUUACUACCACGUCAGUCGGUCCAUGAGACUUUAUGCUGCUAGUGACUGCACCGCGCACCUCAACAGAGACUGGGCAGACCAGGCAGAUGUAACAAAGAUGUCUGUGGUAAUGAUACUGAUGUUUCUGCUGGCGUGGUCCCCUUACUCCAUCGUGUGCUUAUGGGCUUGUUUCGGAAACCCAAAAAAGAUUCCUCCUUCAAUGGCCAUCAUAGCUCCACUGUUUGCAAAAUCCUCUACAUUCUACAACCCCUGUAUUUAUGUGGCUGCAAAUAAGAAGUUUCGGAGGGCCAUGCUUGCCAUGUUUAAAUGCCAACCUCACCUAGCAGUGCCUGAGCCAAGUACUCUGCCAAUGGAUAUGCCCCAGAGCCCACUGGCUCCUGCAAGGAUCUGAAAUGCAAGAAAAGAAUACACCACCAAACAUUCGAC
Messenger RNA from Apodemus sylvaticus (European woodmouse), 1078 nucleotides. It is a transcript of the gene Rrh, whose product is annotated as retinal pigment epithelium-derived rhodopsin homolog. Gene Ontology annotation, biological process: visual perception; G protein-coupled receptor signaling pathway. Gene Ontology annotation, molecular function: G protein-coupled receptor activity. Lineage: Eukaryota; Metazoa; Chordata; Mammalia; Rodentia; Muridae. The transcript is spliced from 7 exons. Bases 30 to 1043 code for a protein of 337 amino acids. Gene Ontology annotation, cellular component: photoreceptor outer segment; membrane. The record is from RefSeq and is a predicted model, not a curated record.